Prunus persica (peach) is the source of this 3218-nucleotide messenger RNA. RefSeq names its product formin-like protein 2. Gene Ontology annotation, molecular function: actin filament binding. The transcript is spliced from 4 exons. The annotation marks the transcript as partial. NCBI's taxonomy places the organism in Eukaryota, Viridiplantae, Streptophyta, Magnoliopsida, Rosales, Rosaceae. Gene Ontology annotation, biological process: actin cytoskeleton organization; actin nucleation. The record is from RefSeq and is a predicted model, not a curated record.
CUCUCCAUUUUCAUUUUUCAGCAAACACACCUUUCUCUUCCACUCUACUUGCCAAUCCGAAGUAUACAAAGAAAAACCCAAAGAACAACAAAAAAGACACUUGCUUUCAACUCGGACAACCCACAAUGCCGGGCCUCACUCUUUCUGAUCCUCUUGUUCAUCGUAUCCUUCACCACCUCCACUUGUUACCACCACCCCCGCCACCUUCUCCACCAACCCUUUGUCCCGUUAGAUUCCUUACCUCCAACACAACCACCAUCCUCCUCUCCCCAAUCCCAACCCACCCAAAUUCCCAAACUACCCUUCUCUUCCUCCUCUUCAACCCCGCCUCAAAAACCUUUCUUUCCCUCGUCCUCCUCUCGCUCCCCGCCACCCUCCCCUCCCUCCCCAACUGCCCUCACCUCCUUCCCAGCCAACAUUUCUUCUCUACUCUUUCCCGAAACCUCCUCCUCCUCAUCCUCCCACCGCCACGUCAUCGCCAUCGCCGUCUCUGUUUCUCUCACUGCUUUCAUCAUCAUCGCCUCCGCCUCCGCGUUGCUGUACUAUCGUCGACGCCGGAAGCUUGACCCCACCAUAUCUGACGAUAAGGCUUCCAGAACCGACAGCCUCCGCCUGUUCCCGCCAAACACCGCCACCUCCGACGCAGUUCACAAGCAACGUAGUACGCCUAAUACCAGCACCGAAUUCCUCUACCUCGGAACCUUAGUCAAUGCCCGAGGAACUGACGAAGAAAACGCCCCGAAUACGAGCAAUGCGGGCUUGACGUUCGGGGUGUCGAGCGUGUCCGGUUCGCCACCGUAUCAGAAACUUGGAUCACCGGAGCUGAAGCCGCUUCCACCACUUCCCAAGCACAAUUUCAGACGGAGCUUUAAGAAUUCCCAAUUGGGUUCUGACGACGACGACGAAGAGGAGUUCUUUUCUCCAAGAGGGUCUUCCGCGAGUCCCAAAAAUGGUAACGGGUUAGCAAAAACCUCGGACAGAGUGUUUAAGGCCGUAGAAGUCGAAAACUUUGGAAGCAGAAGCUUCAAUUCAAGAACAGCAUCGUACCCAUGUUCGAAAUCUGCUUCUCCAGCAAGUUCUGGGUCUAAUACGGUCUCACCGACGUUGAAUUUGAGUCCCAGAAGCUUGAAAUCAAAGUCGCCGGACUCGGUAAUCAAUUUCGCCGCUCCGUCUCGGCCUCCUCCGGUACCGAUGUCAUUGUCCCCAUCAUUGUCUUCGUCGUCUUCAUCAUCGGAGAGAGGUUUGGGUUCAGUUUCAGCGAAUAGCCAGAACUCACCUUCAAAAAAUUCGGACUUCUUGGGGCUGAAGGAUCAGCCUCAGGUGAAAAAUAAGAGUUUAGUUCCGAUAAGAUUGCCACCGCCGCCUCCGCCUCUACCACCGCCGAGGUUUUGGGAAGUUCCGGCCGGUCCGAUGCCGAACUCCGGGCCACCGGCUCUUGUCAUGCCUUCCAGGCCUCGUGUGUUUCAGAAUUCGGGACCGGUUUUGGGUGGUGAAGGAUCACAGAGCAAUGCGAUUGUAGAAAAGAACCAGGAGACUCCCAAGCCCAAACUGAAACCUUUACAUUGGGAUAAAGUUAGGGCCAGCUCAGACCGCGCCAUGGUGUGGGAUCAGUUGAAAUCAAGCUCUUUUCAGUUGAAUGAAGAAAUGAUUGAGACGCUGUUUAUGGUAAAUAAUUCGAGUUUGGCACCAAAUGAUAAUGUUCGGCGACAGAUUCUACCCUCUUUGAACCAGGAGAACCGAGUGCUUGAUCCAAAGAAGUCCCAGAAUAUUGCAAUUUUGUUAAGGGCGCUUAAUGUCACCAUUGAUGAAGUCUGCGAAGCCCUUGUGGAAGGAAACUCAGAUGCACUUGGGACAGAACUUCUUGAAAGUCUAUUAAAGAUGGCUCCAACCAAAGAGGAGGAACGCAAACUCAGAGAGUUCAAAGAUGAAUCACCAUUUAAGCUUGGACCAGCUGAGAAAUUUCUGAAAGCAGUGCUUGAUAUACCUUUCGCAUUUAAGAGGGUGGAUGCAAUGCUCUACAUUGCCAGUUUUGAUUCAGAAGUAGAUUAUCUUAAAAGGUCUUUUGAGACUCUGGAGGCUGCUUGUGAAGAAUUGAGGAACAGCAGAAUGUUCCUGAAGCUUCUUGAAGCGGUGCUCAAAACUGGGAAUCGCAUGAAUGUUGGCACCAACCGUGGCGAUGCCCAUGCCUUCAAGCUUGACACACUUCUCAAGCUUGUAGAUAUAAAGGGAGCUGAUGGAAAAACCACUCUACUGCAUUUUGUUGUGCAGGAAAUAACCAGAGCUGAAGGUUUUCGUCUCUCUGGCAUGAAUCAGAAUCAAACAGCUGAGGAAAUUCAACAAUCUUCAUCUUCUUUUCGAGAUGAUGUUGAAUUUAGGAAGCGUGGCCUGCAAGUUGUUUCAGGAUUGAGUGGGGAGCUCACCAGUGUAAAGAAGGCUGCCGCUAUGGAUUCAGAAGUACUGAGCAAAGAAGUUGCAAAAAUUGCUGGUGGAGUUAAAAAAAUAGUAGAAGUUAUAAAAUUAAUUGAAGAAAGUGCAUUGAAGGUUAGUAGCCACAAGUUCUGUGAGUCCAUGAGUGGGUUCUUAAAGAAGGCAGAGGAAGAGAUUGUAAGGAUUCAAGCUCAAGAGAAACUCGCAUUCUCUUUGGUAAAGGAAUUAACAGAAUAUUUCCAUGGGAACUCAGUGAAGGAAGAAGCUCAUCCGUUCCGAAUUUUCAUGGUGGUGAGAGAUUUUCUUUCUGUUCUAGAUCAGGCAUGCAAGGUAGUCGGCAAAGUUAAUGAAAGAACUAUAGUUGGGUCAGCCCGUCAAUUUCCAAUGCCUGCCAAUCCAACCCAUCCGCCAGUUUUUCCUGGAUUCAGUGCAAAGCAGCAGCAGCAUUAUGGUUCCUCAGAUGAAGAAACCUCGCCAUCUUAGUGUUUGAUUUUAUGCUGUGUUGAUGGGAAAGGAUGAGCAUGUAUCUGGGGCAGGAGCUUUUUAGCUGAAUCUUACAAGUUGAUCUCGUCUUUUUGGGUUGAGCUGAGCACCCUUCCUCUACUUACAUAUUUAUACACACACAAGAUUUUGGAAUUGUUUAUCUUGUGUAAUAUAUAUAUAUAUAGAGGGGAAUUAGAUCAUCAGAAUCAGAAGAUAAUAAAGUUGUAGUGGCACAAUUAUAUUUUGUUUUGAUCUAAUGUAAAUUUGUUAGUUGUAUUUAAAGCUUGUGGUUCAGUAAUUAUUCCCAA